AUGGACGGACAGUACACUCCCGGCGGUCAGCAGCCGCCUCUAACCCUCUCCCAGCCGCCGACUCCCGGAGCAGAGUGCCUCGUCAGCUCCACCCUCAGCCCCCUGGCCUCCCCGUUCAGCCCGAGGAGCGACGACGGCUCCUUGGAUCUCUCCUCCCACCUCGACUCCCAACCCAUCGAUCUGGGCGAGGUGAACAUAAAGGGACUCACCGAAGAACAGCUCGUCAGCUUCUCGGCCAGAGACCUCAACCGAAUCUGCCGGGAUCUCCCGGACGACGUGAUCAAGCAGCUGAAAAAGCGACGGAGGACGCUCAAGAACCGCGGCUACGCGUACAACUCGAGGGUCCGCCGAGUCUCGCAGAAGAACACGCUUGAGAAGGAGCGGGACGAGCUUAAGCUACAAGUGGCGCAGCUAAACGAUCGGGUGAGGUCGCUGGGGGAGGAGAGGAACCAGUGGAAGCGCCGAGCUCAAGCCCUGGAGAGAGGCGAAGAGGUGUGGUCGCCUGAAAACUCCUGA
Geodia barretti is the source of this 516-nucleotide messenger RNA. Lineage: Eukaryota; Metazoa; Porifera; Demospongiae; Tetractinellida; Geodiidae. The record is from the annotation of a GenBank genome assembly.